CAAAGUUCAUUAUGGUAAUUCCAAGAAAUCGAUAUUCUCUCUUUCAUUUACUUUGCUGCUGACUUGUAACUUUGUAGGUAGAUCAGCGGGGAUCUGAGAGAACCAUAUCAUUAGAUACAUUGCUGUUGCUAUAAUUCAACAGCUUUUGAGAGAGGUGAGGAUAUUGUGAGUUUGGUAGACACAAUCCAGCACUAUUGGCUUUAAGAAGGUUGUCAUAAAGUUGUUGAUUACUAAACAGUUUUUCUUUUAUUUUUAGGUUCAUCAUGAUGUACUAUUUAUGGAUGCAUUCUAUUAUUACAACUGCAAUCAUGAUGGUGUUGUACACCCAGGCUAAUUCAGAAAUACCAACUACAUGUUCUGUCGUUCAGGGUCUUCCAGGUCUUAAUGGCAGAGAUGGAAGGGAUGGAGCUCACGGACAGAAAGGAGAGCCAGGUUCGAGCCUAUCUAUGUGUUUUAUAGACUUUUGCAUAUUUCAUGUAAUUCAAUAACCGUACAUAACAUGUUUUACACCUGUUUAUUUUAGCAAUAGAAUAGGGACACAAAGCAUAGUGUUUUGAAUCUGAAUAUAACAUUUAGGAGUUGAUAUAGAGAAACUAAGCAACAAUGUGCAAUGUAAGUCUGCAGUUGCUAAAGUCAGUAACGUAUUGUCAUGUAAAAACAGGGGCAUUAAUGCUAGGGAUGAAAAUAUAAUGCUGCCUCUUUAUAAAUCACUGGUAAGUCCAAACCUUGAAUAUGUGGUGCAAUUCUGGGCACCUGUUCUAAAGAAGGACAUUAUGGACAUUAUGGCAGAGGUUGGCUACAAAAAUUAAUAACAUAAACAGUUCAUUUUAGUUAAUAAGAAGAUUAACAAAUCUGAAUCUCUUUAAAAGAAAAAUCUCUUUAAAAUGGCGCCUCAUAGAAGAUAUGAUAACGAUAUACAAAUAUAUUUGGGACCGAAACAAACUAUUGUCAGGAAACCUAUUCAUGAACAAGACUAUACAUAGGACACACUGUAAGAAAGGGAAUUUAGUCUAAAGCAAAUGAAAGGUUUCUUUAUGUACAAUAAAAGUUUUUUUUUUAAGAACAAUAAGCAUGUACUAAGUACUACUUGAUACUAAGAUAUGUAACAAGGUUGAUGUUCCAGGAGGGAUAAGCCAAAUGACAAAUGAUUUAGGUAAACUAGAAAAAUGGUCAGAAUUGUGGCAACUGACAUUUAAUGUGGAUAAGUGCAAGAUAAUGCAUCUUGGACGUAAAAACCCAAGGGCAGAGUACAGAAUAUUUGAUAGAGUCCUAACCUCAACAUAUGAGGAAAGGGAUUUAGGGGUGAUUAUUUCUGAUGACUUAAAGGUAGGCAGACAAUGUAAUAGAGCAGCAGGAAAUGCUAGCAGAAUGCUUGGUUGUAUAGGGAGAGGUAUUAGCAGUAGAAAGAGGGAAGUGCUCAUGCCAUUGUACAGAACACUGGUGAGACAUCACUUGGAGUAUUGUACACAGUACUGGAGACCGUAUCUUCAGAAGGAUAUUGAUACCUUAGAGAGGGUUCAGAGAAGGGCUACUAAACUAGUUCAUGGAUUGCGGGAUAAAACUUACCAGGAAAGGUUAAAGGAUCUUAACAUGUAUAGCUUGGAGGAAAGACGAGACAGGGGGGAUAUGAUAGAAACAUUGAAAUACAUAAAGGGAAUCAACACAGUAAAGGAGGAGACUAUAUUUAAAAGAAGAAAAACUACCACAACAAGAGGACAUAGUCUUAAAUUAGAGGGACAAAAGUUUAAAAAUAAUAUCAGGAAAUAUUACUUUACUGAGAGGGUAGUGGAUGCAUGGAAUAGCCUUCCAGCUGAAGUGGUAGAGGUUAACACAGUAAAGGAGUUUAAGCAUGUGUGGGAUAGGCAUAAGGCUAUCCUAUCUAUAAGAUAAGGCCAGGGACUAAUGAAAGUAUUUAGAAAAUUGGGCAGACUAGAUGGGCCGAAUGGUUCUUAUCUGCCGUCACAUUCUAUGUUUCUAUGUUUCUAUGUAGAAUUAUCUGCCUGAAGAGGUUGUUUUAUUGGAGUCUAUUGAGUUGUUUAAGCAGUAACUGGAUAAUGUCAUGAUUGGUAGGGAACCCUAACUCACAGACAGGACAGAACUGCAAUUUCAGUCCUUAAAAUGGCUGGGCUAUGCAAAAGGAUAGUCAACAUACAAGCCAAGGUCAAAGGAAAACAGAGAGAUGGAAUACGAAGAGACAAGCCGACGUCAGGGAGCACAGAAGACAGAGUAAACGUGAGGCAAGCCAAGAUAUCCAGACAAAGUGCAAUAGUACUAAGUAAAGACCACACCAGGACAAUGAGGCAAGGGGAAGGUUAGCUUAUAAACACACAGGGUGUGUCUGAUUGGCUAACCUCCAAUUAGUGUUAAUCACAACACGUGGGAGGUGUUUCUUCCCUCUCUUGUGAUCGCUGAAGUCAUCACUGUGUGCCGGGUCACAUGACCGGGUUCGGCACACAUAUAAGGAAGCUGCCUUGGAGCGUGCAGAGUCAGAAACACUGUCAGUCUGUGGAGCAGUGGCGGGGACAGGUACCGGAAAACGCCGCUCGCAGUGAUGGGGUAACCAAGGAUGCCGCGAGCAGCACGGGGGCAUGGGACCUGACAGAUAAAUACUUGCCAAAACAUAAUAUUCAGGAAUAUAAUUUGUAAUUAUUGGGAUUAUAGCUUCUUUAUCUAAGGAGAGAUCUGUCUGGGGUCAAGAAGGAUUCUUUUGUAGUUUGUUGCAAAACUGGAAGCGCUUCAAACGGCAGUUUUUACUUUCUUUUGGAUCAAGAGCAAAAACAGAUGUGAGAAAGGUGUGAUGAAUGCUGUUUUGAUGGACGCUCUUUUCAGCUAUGUAACUAUGUAACUAAAAUGUGUCAUCAGCAACUUUAAAGGCAGAUACACUGUGUCUUUAUAGGGUAUUUGAAGUGGCUCUGUUAACAAAAAUAAGCAACUGAUAAACUGUAUCCUUGUGCACCACUGCCUAUAUGCAUUGUGCACUUGUGUUAUUUAAAUAAUGUGGAAAUAAAUACAUCAUACCUCUAUUUCCUGAUAGUACACUCUAAGAAAUAUAAUGCAUGAUUUAAAUUUUCAGUGACUUUUAUUCCACCAUACAUUCAUUUUGCCAUAGAAGCCGUAAAUAAAAGUCUAAAUCAAUGUAUAUUUAAUUUUAGGACAAAGUGGGGAGACUGGAAAUUCUGGUAUAAGAGGUAUUGAAGGACCUCCUGGAAAAGUAGGACCUAAAGGGGAUCAAGGAAACAGAGGAAGCCCAGGUUUUUCAGGU
Molecule: messenger RNA, 3262 nt
Organism: Pelobates cultripes (western spadefoot toad)
Lineage: Eukaryota; Metazoa; Chordata; Amphibia; Anura; Pelobatidae
Source: the annotation of a GenBank genome assembly